Habropoda laboriosa is the source of this 12558-nucleotide messenger RNA. RefSeq lists its product as uncharacterized. Gene Ontology annotation, cellular component: membrane; intracellular membrane-bounded organelle. Lineage: Eukaryota; Metazoa; Arthropoda; Insecta; Hymenoptera; Apidae. Gene Ontology annotation, biological process: transmembrane transport; lipid transport. The transcript is spliced from 49 exons. The record is from RefSeq and is a predicted model, not a curated record. Gene Ontology annotation, molecular function: lipid carrier activity; ABC-type transporter activity; ATP binding. Bases 1 to 12228 code for a protein of 4075 amino acids.
AUGAGGGUUGACCAGAUCGGACUUCUGCUAUGGAAAAAUUACACCGUACGGAAACGUCAACCGGGCAUAUUGGCACUGGUAUUCGUAUGGCCCGUGGUCGUGUUCAUGAUCCUCUACACGAUCCGCGACAACGUGGAUCCGAAGUACUAUCCAACUUGCCAAUUUCCUGCGAGGUCGAUGCCGCAGAAUGGUCUGCUUCCAUUCGUUCAGAGUUUCAUUUGCAGCCUCGGGAACCCCUGCGAGCCCCUAUCGGAAUACGAAGAAGUUCCUUCUUAUAGAAAUGCCACUCUAGGUCCGUUCGUGGUGGAUCUGCAGCCUAUGCUGAACAACGGAACGAUUCUUUCCGCCAUCGGCACGCUACCGAACAGCAUCCAGCUUCUAAAAUCAAUGGCGCAGAUACUCACCAGACCGGAAAUCAAGGCGUUGUUCGAUCGAGGUAUUCGAUUGGGCGAUCUGUUCAACAACCACGACGAGAUCAAGAAUCUUCUCAAGCUUCAGAUGCCGUACGCGCGGAAUGGAUUGAUCGACGAACUGUUCAACUCGUCUAUAAAAUUACUAUACCUCGUCGAAGCGUUUGGCUCGUCUAACAUCAACGGGGUGAUUUGUUCCCCGGAAAGUUUGAAGAAGUACCUGAUUCUACCAAACGAUCAAGACUACACAGAAAUCUCGAAGAUCCUCUGUGACAUCGACUCCGAGAUGAUACCGAACAUGCUCGAGAGUUUGUCCAAGCAUCUUGAUUUCUCCGGCUUGCUCGAAAUGGUGGACCGUGUAAUGGCCAAGUUCCGCGACUACGAUUUCUUCGAGGACUUGAGGAAAGCGGUCGAAACGAUCCUGGACCUGCGAACCGUGCAGAAGUAUGUUCCGGAGUACUUGAGGAUUCGUCAGUGGAUGCCGAAGAUGAUAAUGCUCUUCAAGAACGUCACGUUCAAAGAGAUCGACCUUACCUUCGUGAACAGAUCAUUGGAAAUCUUGGACCCGGUGUUUUCGAAGGAAAGAGACUGGAUAAUCGCGCGCAGAGCGUUCCUGAGGAUACAAAAAUUGCUGGAGCUGGCGAAAGAUAUGACUAAUGAUCAAACAACCGAAUCUUCCGACGGAUUUUUCGCUAUGGUGCAUCGUCUCACUAACGCGGUGCAAUUUAUGUCUAUCAAUAUAGUGAACAACGAGAAUUUCACUCAAAUUCUCGACUUGAGCAUCGCAAUUUUACACGACGGCGCUAAGUUGACCAAAAAGAUCUUGGACGAUUACGCGGACGACAUUCAACUACCAGCAGAAAUUCUGGACGGGUUGAGGGAUUUUUUGUCGCACAAUAUUCUAGCCACGCUCAGCUACGUUGUGUCCUUCAUGCAGUCGAUCGUCAAUAUGGUGCAUCACGCGGCCAUCAUUCACGAGGAAGUCCAAUACAGAAUCCACGAUAUUUCCAUAAAUCACAAGGACACCGUGCAAAAGCUGCUAACGAAUGUCGAUCCGAAUUUCUAUCGGACGUUCGUCAGAUCGUUCUCUAGAUUGAGCUUCGUCGAGAAAUUCGUGGACAAAGUUGAGCGCACGAGACCGGAGGACUUUCUUUGCCAAGAGGAGACGCUGAAUGAGGUUUUCGAGCAUUUCAAAGACGGCAGAAACGAAUCGAGGUACAUCAACGAACUACUGUGCAGCGAUCCCGGGAAGAAGUUCAUCUCGGACGUGUACGAAAGUUUCGAGCUGAGUAACUUCGAAAGCAUCGUGAGCAACUCGCUGUCCACGAUGUUCAGCAUGGCGUUCCAGCAAGUGGUUACAAUCGAGAAAUCUAAUCUAACAUCUGUCGUGAAGAGUACCAAACAACUGGUGUCCUAUUUGCAAUCAUCCAAGAAACCGGAACCAGACUGGUCUGGCUUUAAAUUUAGCGAACGAUGGAAAGAAGCGUUCGAGGAGACUAAUCCUCAAGGAAGAUUGAACAUUUUAGGAAUCCAUUUGAGCAUAGCGAAGAUGAUCGGUUCUCGUAGUUUAUCUUACGUCACUAUUAAACCUGAUUUGGAGAACAUGGACAUGCUCGCUGGGAUUAUUCUGCAGGAUUUGCGAGAAUUUCCUACCAGCUGGAUCGGCGAAGUUAGGCGACAGAAGAUGCAGCUGCUACAGUCGUUCUACUUGACUGUAACCGACAAGGAUAAGGCUCUGAAAAUUCUAGAGUACGACAACUUCACGAGAACCUACUGCACGAACCCGAAUCCACCGGUUUUAUUAAAUUUCCCAAAAGGUUCGAACAAAACGGUGUUGAAAGCGCUCGUCUGUCGCCUCUCGAGGUUCGUGCAAACGGAGCUGGAAUUAAACAUGACGGAGAUCGGGCUGAGGGAGGAGGCUCAUUACAGAAAUAGAGGAUCGUUCAAUUGGACAGGUUUCAACGUGAAAACGAUCGAGAUUUAUCGUUACAUCGAUACGUUGGUCUAUCAAAAGGACUCGGACUACGAUUUGGCUGAAUUCGAACGGUUGAAAGACGCGUUUCGACAAUCUUGGAGCACCGAUCUCGGCGCGAAAGACGUUUUCGAGAUGAGCGUAGGUUUGAUCUGCAAGUUCUUCAAUCUGAUGGAGAGUCCUCUAUUCCGUAUGAAAGACGGAUGGAAGGCGACGCACGCGAUUGGCUGGGCGUCCUCGGUGAUCUUCGACAACGUCGAGAGGAUCGUCGAUCAAAUUCAAAGGAACGAUCAGGUGGCGAAGCUCUCGCAAGUGCUGCAGGACAUGCCUCAGACGGAAAUUCUUCUGAGCGCGAUCCUGAGAAAUAUGUCACCUCUGAUUCUCGACGUGGUCGACAUCGUCACUAUGACACCGAUCCACCUUAUAUCCGUUCUGGAUGAUUACAAAUCGCGGGAAGAACAAUGGCCGUGUGUAAGAAACGAGAGCGUCGGUUUCGUCAUGGAACUGCGAAACGGCACUCGAGAAAUAGUAAGAGAGAUCGAGAGGAUAUCGUGCAAUCCAGCUUUGUUUAUUCAAGAAUGGAAGGAGCAACCGGUGUUAACGAGGGCAAAAAAGAUCUUACAGCACGACUACACCGUUCGACUUCCGCCGUUCAAUUGGACUUUGGGUUACGCGAAAUUCCGUCGAUUGUCUAAGAAGUUCGACUAUUUAAUCAACGACGCGAAACAAGUUAUUCUUGCGGAACAGCCGAAUUUCUGGGAGCACUUGGAGUACCUUUUGCCCGAAGUCAAGAGCAUAUUCGAGGAACGAUGGGUGCAUACGAAGAACGACGCGAGGCAAACUUUUAGUUACAUCGAUUUGGAACUGGACAAGACUGUGACGGCUUUUCAGAGCAAUCUUUCAGCUAGCGAAGUCUGGAAACCGUCGGUUUCUAUCGAAAACCGUAUUCUCGUUUUAGCUAAAUUUAUCUCUCACGCUGUUCACAAAUUAACAAAGACUGCAACCGAGAUUUUAAGCGAAGCAACCUUGCCAGAUCCUUUCGAAAACAUCACAAGAUUAAGCGUACUCCCUUUGUUAGGAUUCGAUAAGAGUACGCCUGUUUCAAUUUACUACGACAAACUGCCCUACGUUCUGGCCACGAUAAUUAACGGACUGUCGGAUUUCGAUAUCGAUAAUCGUAUAGUAGAGUCGUUGAAUAGUACUGGUGUCACUUGUUCCGAAAUGUUCGAAUUGUGGUCGGAUUCUAUUAUUGGUCUUAGCGCUGACGAAUAUAGAAUCUUGAAGAAUUUCACCUGUGAUCUCGAUCCUGAUAAUUUCAACGCUUAUACCGAUUUGUACAUGGCGGAGUCGACUGUUUGGAGGAUGCCUGUUGAUAAAUAUCGAUCUUACGUGACGACGGCCAUGGGUGGUAUCUACGAUUUCGGUUCUGAAGUUUGGAGACUUGUCAAUGACAUAAGAAAGCCAGAUGUAACGUUUGAGAUGCCAUUUUCAAUGAUAUAUUGGGCAUCCAGCUUGCAGAAACUGAGAGAUGCUUUCGAAGAGAACGAUAAACAGCCUGAAUUAAAAGUGACCAACUACAGGCUGUUGAUCGAGGGUAUCGCCGAAGCAUUACCUCACAUCGUGAACGCGGUAAAAACUCUCAACACGAAGAACGACGACAUCCGCAUCUGGGACCUGGUUGAAAGCGGGGACAUGCGUCGGUUGUUGAAAAUUCUAGACACUCAUCCGGAGGAAACGAUUGCUUUAGUGGUUUCUCUGUGCACGAUGAACAAGACGACAGGUCAUUUGAUAUCGUACGAAGAUGUAAGAAAGACCAUGUGCGACUUUCAGUUCAACUCAAGCUACUGGUCCACUUCGAAUCGAACUCGAUUCAUCAGGGAGAUCUGUUCCUUCGAUCCUUCUCAAUUAUUAAAAUCUGUCACCAGCGCGGAGUACUACUUCCUCGUGACCAAUCGCGGAUCCAAGAUGUCGAGCACGACACGUCUAAGUUCCUCCGUGACCAAACUAGUCGACGCGAUAAUAAAUCUUCGAGCGAGGAGAACAGAUAUCGUCGUCAAAUCGAACAUCUUCAACGUUACCACUUGGAUGAACAUGUCGAACGAAACCACCUGGAUGAUUCGUAACGCGGGCCAAACUUGGGUGCACACGAUCGCCGUGAGAAAUGAAAAUUCGACGAGAACGAGCGCGUUAAUAGGUACACCGGAUCUGUUCACCAGAAUCAUUCGAAUGUACCAAGUUCUGGACGCCACGGUCGAGUUACUCGCCGGUGGGGACGUCUGGCAGAAACUCCGGAUCAUCUACGAGAACACGAGGGUGAAACCUAUCUUGACUCUGAUAGAGGACCUGCCGAAUCUCGUUGUCAGCGGUGUUGACACUUUCGUGAAGUCGGAGAGAUUGAACGAUUUCGUGGAGAAGCUUGCGUUCGGCAGGGUACACCCGUGCGACAUCGACAAAUAUUUAAUCGUACCCAGUUUUGUGAGGAAGAAGGUUCUAUUGUCGAGCAUCACAAACUUCUGCGAGAAGAUCGUUCACGCGGAGAAACCGUUCACUACGAUCGAUAUAUUGCCAAUUGACGCGAAGUACGAGGAAAAUAGGAUGUUGAAGCCUAGUGGCUAUAACGAGUCUUAUCUUCUGGACAGAAUGCAGCAUACUCAGUCGACGAUAAUUCGAGUGACGUCAGAAGGCUUCAAGGAGCCCAAAAUUCCACCAUGGUGGACGUCUUUCAAGGAGGGCACGUUCCAAGCAUUUUUGUCCCAUUACAAGAAAGAGGAUACCAGAGCGUUGGCACAUUUGGCGGUGAAAAAAGUCUCGACGACCGUCAAGAACAUUCUGAAUUCCGCCGAAAAUACCGGAGACUGUUCCUGGUGCGUCACGUUACCUCUCGAAAUUCUCAACUCUCAGCUGGUGAACCAUCAGCUCUACGCGAAGCUCCUCUGCCAGUUGAAUCGAUUGCACGUCUCGGAGAUUCACGAUAUCUUGAUGCGUGAUUUUUACUGGAAUAAAACUGCCAGCAUGGUCAAGAAUUACAAGUAUCUGAGCGUGAAACGAACCAGAAACGAAUAUAUAUCAACCUUAGAAGGCACCCUGAAUUACGUUGUCGAUAUUAUAAUGAAUUUCCAAAACGAGACUUACAGCGACAGGAUGGAUAAAUGUUUUCACAAAUUUGUGGGGGAACCAGCCUACUCCAGACCGGGAUUGUACGUGACGGCGGUGCUAGCUCUCCUAGACUCCUUGCAGCAGAACGUGGUGAUCCUGGACACGGCAGCGACUCACAAGAACAUCGACGAGUUGUCCGCAAUGGCGAUGAAGUACGUACCGAUCUGGAAGCCGUUGCGCGACCUGGUGAACGCGUCGGAUGCCGAUGACGUCGAGGCGUUCUUGCCUGGCGCGAUGAUUAACGUGAACGCGAUUCUGAACGACAGAAACGGUUCUCUUUGUCGCACGAAAGUCGAGUGUAGAAACUCGAACGUUCUCUACUCGCAUCUCACCUCGAAGAAAGCUGGAAAAGUGUUCCGGUACGAUCCGAAGGUGACGAGUUAUCGUUCCCUGUUGGAGAUCGCCGAUCGAUUGUCUCGAAGCUUGGACCUGAAUCGGAUCGAACGUGAGCUGAGGCAAUGGCGAAUGGAAGCGGCGUGGAAUAUAACGUGGCUGAAAGAGAUCCUGAGGCACUUGUCCGUCGUUAUCGAGGAGAGCGGCAAUCUGCUCGACGUCGCCAGUAAAAUAGACUUCCAGGACGUCUCGAACGUCCUCGGGGUGCCUGAUAUCGUCGACGGAGUGGUUAAUAUCCUCAAGGAUAAGACGGUGGACAAGCUUUUCGACGGAAUGAUGGAAAUAGUGGAGGACGUGAAACCGUUCAUCAAGGAUCAAGAUAUACUGGACGAUGUUUAUCGAAUCGUCGUGGCGCUCGAAUCGAUGGAUAUCUUCAAGAAUUUAGGCCUGCUCGAUAUGAAAUACGUUAUCAGAGACAUGUUCGACAACUGGGACGUGGUAAGAUCGUAUUUGGUGGAUAAGAUCGAAAUUUCCAACGACGUCGCGUUGAUGCUGAGCCAGGCGAAGAUAGACAUGAUUUCCGUUUUCAUGAAAGAAAGAAGAGCUCUCAGUUUGAAGGAAAUCAUUUGCUCACCGAAGAAGCUCAGCGACAUGUUGAAUUUCAACAGCGGUAAUAUCACCGCGCAGGAAGUGAGCGAGGCGGUCUGUCAGCUCGAGGACGCACAGACGCAGAACGUGACGAUAACGUUGGUUAAAAAUUUAAAUUUCGACUAUAUUUUCAAGACUCUGAUGAGCGCGAACGUGAAGAAUAUCUUAGCGAACGCGAACCUGACAGAGACGGAGGGAAAAAUGGUAUUGGAUAAUCUCGGUGUAGCUGCAGAAUUGUUGCCGUUCUUCAGGGACAAACUUUCCUCCAGGAUGCCAUCGGCGGAAGCUUUGGAAGCAGAUGCGCAAGAACCGGACAAAACAGUCUCCACCUCCAAGUUCCUGCAAGAUUCCAGCGAGAUGCUGUGCGGACAACCGAUGGUCUCUGAUAACAGCGAUCUGUACAGAAUCAUCUCUAAACUCGAGGAUAACAGCAAAGAAUUCGACCAGGCUGAACUCGACUCUCUACCAUCUGACUUUUGCAGAGACACUUACAAAGGAGUGGUCGCGAUGGGCGGUGGCAAAAUCAUCUGGUCCUACGUGAAACCUCUGUUACGCGGUCAAAUCCUUUACGCUCCCAACGCCACGAUAAUUAACAAAGUAAUGACACUGGCGAAUCGAACGUUCGUGGAGAUGGAACAUUUCGGCGAAUUAAUGGACAGUUUCGAGAAAACCCUGUCCUCCCUGGCGAAUCUGUCCGAAAUGAGCGAUAGCCUGAAGGAUCUACAGGACAUUAUGUCUUCGGACGUAAUAAAAAUCGCGAUUAGGUCGUUCAACGGUGGCGAUUUCCAAGGUGGAGAUUUCACCGAUAUGAAUCUCAGCGAGAUUUCGUGGCGGCUUAAAAGGUCCAAGCGUUUGAUCACGAUGGUCGGUAUGUUGAAUGAUUUAUUGGAGUGCGUGCUCGUGGAUCGAAUAAGAGGAUUUCGCUCCGAGGAGGAAAUGGAAGCCGAGGCACGGGUCCUCAUGGAGACAAGGGAGUUUUUAGCCGGUGUUGUUUUUUUGGAUCAAACCGCCGAGAGGUCUAGAAGGUCCUUGGAGCAGGAGCUGCCUCACAACGUCGUUUACAAAAUUCGCAUGGACGUCGAUUAUGUACAAUCCACCAAAAGGUUGAAGAAUCAAUUUUGGAUUCCUGGUCCUGAGAGCAGUUUCAUCGAACAUUUGAGAUAUCUUAGAGGAUUCGUUCAGCUUCAAGAUUCCAUCGAUCGAGCGAUAGUGAGAACGAAGAGUCAGAGGGAUCAGGAUUGGAAGACUAUAACGCAACAGAUGCCUUAUCCUUGUUGGAAGGACGUACCGUUUCAAACAACGCUUUACGAGUCUCAGGGUAUUCAAGUUUGUUUCUUCUUCGCGUUGAUGAUGUGCGUGGGAGCGGCAGUCAGGCACAUCGUUUGGGAGAGGGAAUCUCAAAACGCGAUGGUGAUGAGCGUGAUGGGAUUGAAACCUUGGAGGAACACCAUGGCUUGGUUCAUCACCACCUUCGUAGAACUCUUGAUCGUCAUGAUCUCGAUCGCUCUAGUUCUUCUCGCCGGAAAAAUUCUACCGAAAUCCGAUCCUGCUCUAGUCUUGAUCAUGAUGAUCGAUUACGCGUUCGCCAUCGUAACAUUCUGCUACAUGAUUUCAACGAUGUGCAGCUCAGCAAGCCUGGCCGCGAUCACCACAGUGGUUAUGUUCUUGCUGACAUUCAUGCCGUACAUCAUUGUCAUUGCUAUGGAGGCCGUUAUAGGUCUCGGGUAUAAGCUUCUCAUCUGUCUCAGCAUGUCGACCAGCUUUUGUUACGGUUGCUUGUACGCCGCCAGGAAGGAAGUUCAAGGCGUUGGGCUAACUUGGAGCGCAAUGUGGGAGGAAUCCAGCCCCGGUGAUCCGAUGUCCUUGGGUUUAGUGCUUCUAAUGAUCGCCUUCGACGGUUGCCUUUACGCCAUAAUUGGUUAUCUCGUCGCCAAAUACACGAAUUCAGGCAGGGGCUUUCACGAUUUGAGGUCCCGUAGCUUAUGGUGGGCCGACACACGUUCUCUCUAUGGCAAGCCGAGCUACCUCGCCUUCGUCAACAACCUCUAUUUCACUAACGACGUUCUCCACCCUUCAGCCACUUACCAAGACGAGGAAAGCGACACGAGCAGCUUGAGCGUCAGCGAGAAACAAUCCGGGGUGAGAUUCGAAGAGGUGAGAAAGGUCUACAACACCGAUCAGGGUGAAGUCGUCGCCGUGGAUAAUUUCACGUUGAAACUGUGCGAGGGUGAGGUGACCAGUGUUCUAGGGAGAAACGGAGCCGGGAAAACCACCAUCAUCAAGAUGCUGACGGGGAUGCUGGCUCCGACCACCGGCGAGAUCUGUUUGAACGGCGAGGAGGGCUGCAAGCCUGACAUAGGGGUGUGCCCUCAGGAUAACGUGCUCAUCGGCACUCUCACGCCAAGGGAACACUUGAUCUUCUACGCCAAGUUGAAACAGCCUAUAGACGACGCGAACAUGCAACGAAUCGUGAACGAGAUGCUGACAUCAUUAGAACUGGGUAGACAAGAGCACGAGCCGGUGUACAGACUCUCCGGAGGUACAAAGAGGCGGCUCUGCGUGGCUUUAGCCUUUCUAGGUUCCCCGAAGCUGGUGAUCCUGGAUGAGCCGGGCGCAGGAGUGGAUCCAGCCGCGAGACGCAGGAUCUGGCGUCUAAUCGAUCAGCACAGGAUCGGCAGGACCGUCAUUCUGUCGACUCAUCACCUAGACGAGGCCGAUAUGCUGAGUGACACGGUAGUUGUGAUGCACAAGGGGAAGAUACUUUGCACCGGAUCACCGCUGUCUUUGAAAAUGAUGCACGGACAGGGCUACAGACUUCUCGUUUCGUUUCUUCCCGAGCGCGGUGUCAACGCCGGUGACUCUAUCGAGAGGAAAAAAUUGGAGACUUUGAAAAGUGUGAUAGAGGACGUGGUGCCCAAUGCUGUUACCAACGAGAUCUCUGGUACCGAGGCGGUUGUCGUGUUACCUUUCCAGGGGCACAAUGGUAUUAAUAACAAUAUUGCACACGCAGCGAAGGUUAUAGAAGACAAUCGUAAACUAUUGGGCUACUCGCACUUCUCCUUAGAGUGUGACACCUUGGAAAAGGUAUUCCUAGAUCUCUGUUCCAGAGCAGAGAACGGAUCGUCUAUCGUGAGAAGUAGUCAAGACAGUGUUAUCACUGUAGACAACGUUGGUCUAACGAUGCCCAAAGAAAAUGUUGAUUUGCUAGACGUCGAAUCUUCCACGAAACCCUCCACAAUUAGGCAGAUCAAAGCUCUACUGAAGAAACGUGUAUGGCACUUCAGAAAGGACUGGUUGACAUUCUCAGCCGGCCUCUUCUUGCCAACGAUGUUCGUUGCGGUUGCUAUGGGAUUCUCUUUGAUCAGGCCUCCGUCUGAGGACGAACCAAUGCUGACUCUUACUCCGAAAUUAUACGAUACUCAUCCGACAUAUUUCUAUAGCGUCGAUAAUGGUGACGAUCCGUUUUUGCAACACGUGUCCCUGCAACUUCACGAUCGAUUCGGAGAUGACUAUGCCGGCGCAUGGCAAACACUGCCCAAUGACACAGGCACUUGCCAGUGCUUGGAUGGUCAACAGGUUUGCCAUGGCGUGUCCCAAGCCGUCGAAGGUCUGCUACAAGUUUUACCUGGCAAGCCUACUCUCGAUUGGAUAGUAUCGACCCACCAAGAGUACAUAGAAAAAAGAUACGGUGGUUGGUCGUUGUCACACGCCGAAGACGAACCACUUUUCGUCGUCUGGUACAACAAUAAAGGUCAUCACGCUCUGCCAUCCUACUUGAGCGCGUUGAACGAGGCAAUUCUGAGGGCUUCCGGUGUUCAAGGUCGCCUAACAGCUCUCAAUCAUCCCCUGAGACUCUCGAGCGAUCAGUUAAAUCGAACAACCUUAUUACAGCAUGUGGCGGACGUCGGCGUUGCUCUGGUGCUCUUGAUCGCGUUCAACUUGGUGGCUGCUCAGGGCUCCAAGGAAUUGGUGAGAGAAAGGCUGUCAGAGGAGAAGAGGAUCCUCUUCUUAGCUGGAGUUCAGCCUGUCACCUAUUGCGUCACCGUACUAAUCUGGGACUUCUUCGUGUUCGGCUGUUCCAUAACUUUGGCUGUGAUAGUCUUCGAGAUCUUUGGCCUUCCUGCAUACGUUGCUAGAGAUAAUUUACCUGGAAUUUGCAUCUUACUGUUCCUCUUCGCGUGGGCAGCGCUACCAUUCUGUCACCUGACAGAAAAAAUCUUCGACGACUCGAGCAUGUCCAACAUGGUCCUCUUCUGCGUGAACACCUUCAUAGGUGUAGCUUCUCUAGCCACCAUCUUGGUACUCGACGUCCUCGGCAAAACAAAAACUGCAGAAGCCGCGAGGAACGUGUUGCACAAUAUUCUAUUGAUCUUUCCACAAUACGCCUUGGGCGAUGCACUCGUACAAAUAUCACGAAACGACAUCACAGCCGAAUUACUAGAAAAAUUCCACAUGGACACGUAUCAAUCGCCUCUAGGCUGGGAUCUUCUCGGUCUCCAUUACGUUUAUCUCGCUAUAGUCGGUGCUCUUCUAUUCUCGAUUAAUCUAACGAUCGAAUGUCGAGUUCUGCCCAAUUGGAACAGACAGAGGUGUCCCUACGAGACGAUACAGGAAGACGACGACGUGUCGAAGGAACGAAUGAGGAUCGAAGGUGGAAUGUCCGACGACAUUCUCCAAACGGUGAAGCUACGCAAAGAGUUCAGAAGCGUUUACGGUACGAACGUUGCUCUUCAAAAUUUAAGCAUAGGUGUGCAAGCUGGAAAGUGUUUCGGUCUUCUGGGGACGAACGGGGCUGGAAAAAGCACCACGUUCCGUAUGUUGACUACGGAGGUCAUACCGACAGCAGGCAGGAUCAUUCUACGCGGCAAGAAGAUCGGUUCAGGACCAUUGUGCAACGGAGAAGUCGGUUAUUGCCCUCAGAGCGACGCUCUAGACGGUUUCUUGACUCCGCAUCAGUGUCUGACGAUUCACGGGGAAGUUUGCGGGCUGAGUAACGUUCCCAAGGCGGUCGAGUCGACGUUGAAGAGACUCGAUCUUCUGAAACACGCGCACAAGAGGGUGAGCAAUCUCAGCGGGGGUAAUAGAAGGAAGCUAUGCACUGCCUUGAGCGUAAUGGCGCCGGUGCCUGUGGUACUCAUGGACGAGCCGACGAGCGGCAUGGAUCCAGCCACGAAGGAUCUCGUCGCGAAGACGAUCAGACGAAUGACGAAGAAUCAAACUUGCGUCAUUUUGACGUCGCACAGCGUCGCGGAAUGUGAAAAUCUGUGCAACAAAGUUGGUAUCCUCGCUAAAGCUGGCCUCAGGUGUAUCGGUACUCCGCAGCAUUUAAAGCACAAGUUCGGCGAAGGUUACGUAGCGUUCUUGAGAUUCCGACAGCCUGUAUCGUCCGCGGAUCUGAGGAAAGCGAUAGUAAAGUACAUCCCACAGGCUGUGGUCUCCUCUAGACAGGCCAGCGCGGCUCGUCUACUGAUGCCACGAAGCCAGGACAUGCCGGUGAGCAGCAGCUUUAAUAAGCUGAAGCUGUUGGCAGACGAGCUGAAAGCCACCGACUACACGCUCACGCAAAGUUCUCUGGAUCAGGUGCUCGUUAAUUUCUCGGAGGAGAUGGACAACGAGAUCGAUGGGUCGAUUUACACGCAGAACAGGAGCAGCAACAACGUCUCGAAUAUUUAUUCCAGCACCGAUACCAUACACAUGGACACGUUCUGAUCGAUAUUACGCGUGUUAAUUCGUGUUCAUCGUCGAACUUGAAAUUUCCAUCGAACAACGAACUUUACACCGGUUUUACAAAUCUAUCUCUUCGUUGUUGAUAAAAAAAAAAGGAAAAAACGAUCGUGUGGCGUCUACUGCGAUAGCGUUACUUCCGUUUCUUUAGCGCCACGUUGGACGAUAACGGCUUGCAAUUGUCUUUUUCACUUCAGCAAGCAAGUGCUCGUCGUUCAUUUCCGAUUAUCUGUUGAUUUAUAUAUAUAUAUAUAUACCGGGUGUCCUAGUUGUUUUCGACCAAACUUUGCCGGUACGUUCUAUAGGUAUAAGCGA